Spirodela intermedia is the source of this 1598-nucleotide messenger RNA. NCBI's taxonomy places the organism in Eukaryota, Viridiplantae, Streptophyta, Magnoliopsida, Alismatales, Araceae. The record is from the annotation of a GenBank genome assembly.
AUGUAUUCCUCUGGCGGUAAAUCGCAGAGCGGUGGGGCGUCGUCGUCCUCGGCGUCGCCGGGAUCGCUCAAGAACUACGAGUUCGACUUCGGGCUCGGCGGUGGCUUCUCUAAUCGAGGUGCCUCCCGCCCCCUCAGAGACCAGAAGAACCCGUCGGCGGCCACGAAUUCCCCCUCGUUCUCCUCCUCGCAUUCGCAACGCCCCCUGUCUUCCUAUUCUGUAACAGGGGCCCCGAACAAGCCCGCAUGGACCCAUCAGCCAUCCCCGGCCGCCGUUGCUACCGCUGCGGCAGCCGGACCCAGAUCUGGCCUGUCCAACCCUUCAUCCAUGGUGGGUGAUAUCUUCGGUAAGAGCUGGACCUCUACCGCUUCCUCUGGCGGAGGACGCGGGAUUCCUGGAUCGGACCCUAGCCUGUUCGGAGAUCUGGUCGGAUCUGCUCUUGGCCAGACCAAAGGUGGGAACAGCAGCAAGGUCCCGUUGAAGGCUACCGCCCCGAAGAAUUCCUAUUCCAUGGGAAGCAUGUCUGAUUCCCUACCCAAGACUACUACAGCUGGCGCUUAUAAUUCGGGAAAUUCCAACAGUCGUGGAUCAGCGGAUAAUAUGGGCAGCUAUUACCCCAAAACUGGAAGUAACGUUGGCAGCACGAUUGGGAAUUCUUGGGGUGCCCGACCAAUGAAGUCAUCUGGAGCGGCGCCGAGUGCAAAACAGGACCCUUUUGGAUCUUUGGUAGAUUUUGGAUCGAAGCCCUCGCCGAGCCCUUCACCGGCAGUCGGUUCUAGUUUCGCUUCCAAGAAGACCGAUGCGGGGAAUUUCUCUUUCGGGGGAUUUCAAGAUGCAAAUCCUCAGAAAACGGCCGGAAUGGAUGCUACAUUGGAUGGUUUUGGGAUGCCUUCCUUUCAGGAUUUACCGUCAAAGAACUCCCCGCAGCAGCCCAAGGUUGACGCUGAUCCAUUAGAUGCGCUCUUCUCCUCAAUAGGUUCGUCCGGGACUGCAGCAGCAGCAGCUUCCGCGGAAGGAGCUGGAAGCCAGCCAUUGGAGACGAAUGAUUGGGAUCUUGGCGCUGAGUUUGGGGGUCACGAUUCAGGAGGUACUACGACGGAGCUGGAAGGACUCCCGCCGCCUCCUGCGGGCGUUUCAUCUUCAAUAGCGAAGAGCAAAGGGUCAGAAAGCUACAAACAGGGGCAGUUUGCUGAUGGCAUUAAGUGGCUGUCGUGGGCUGUUUUGCUUUUAGACAAAUCUGGGGACACCUCUGCGAUCAUGGAGGUUCUGACAUGUAGAGCUUCUUGCUACAAGGAAGUCGGCGAGUACAAGAAGGCCAUUGCGGACUGCUCAAAGGUGAGAUUUUUAACCGAAACAAGGGUGCAACACUUGAAUAUCGCCCCUCGAUGGUCGUUGUAAUCAAACUCACAAUUGUUGCCAUGCAGAUACUGGAACACGACAGCAGGAACGUUGCUGCGUUGGUGCAGCGUGCUCUUUUGUACGAAAGCAUUGAGAAGUAUAAGCUUGGGGCCGAGGAUUUGAGGGCAGUUUUGAAGAUCGACCCAACAAACAGGGUUGCAAGGAGCACCGUUCAUCGAUUGACGCAAAUGGCUGGCUAA